AUGGAUCAGAUGUUAGAGAGGCUUGCUGGAAAGGCCUACUAUUGUUUUCUGGAUGGGUAUUCCGGGUAUAAUCAGAAUGUUGUAGACCCAGCGGAUCAAGAGAAUACAGCUUUCACAUGCCCAUUUGGG
Molecule: messenger RNA, 129 nt
Organism: Trifolium medium
Lineage: Eukaryota; Viridiplantae; Streptophyta; Magnoliopsida; Fabales; Fabaceae
Source: the annotation of a GenBank genome assembly